Molecule: messenger RNA, 1270 nt
Organism: Pseudogymnoascus verrucosus
Lineage: Eukaryota; Fungi; Ascomycota; Leotiomycetes; Thelebolales; Thelebolaceae
Exons: 1
Coding region: 303-1067 (254 amino acids)
Source: RefSeq, a predicted model, not a curated record
CUAGGAAUUACUUGGCGACAUGUCCAUCACAAUCUUAGCAGCCACCAGUCACUUUAAUUCAGCCUCGCGCUAUUUGUCUGACAGUCAGCAGCUUAAACUCUUGGCUGUUAGUUUGCUUUAGGUAGAGAUCCCCAGGCGGAGAUCAUUGUGUGGGGCGGACGGUCCAGCUAUUAUCUGACAUGCGGAGUACCACAUACCAGGCUUGACACAUUCAGGGUUCGUCUGCCUUCGUUCGCUCUGUCAUAAAUACAUCGUGCCUAGUCUCGCAAAGGUUCUUGCCAAGUCGAAGAUCGAAAGUCAAUAUGCGUCGGUCGCUGUUGCCAGUAGAACCUUGGCCGGCCAGUCGUGAUGCCCCCAUAUCUGACAACGACAGGCUUACACUGCGCUUCCCAAUCAUCAUUAGCCAAGACAGCUUAAUCUCAUCCGCUGAGAAGCUUCAGGAGCUCGUUGGUCUUCCAACGCUCCCCCCGGUUGUGACCACACGGACAGCACCCAGGCGAUGGGCGCCUAGGCGAGGGGAAGUUUUGGAGGCUACUCCCGCUGACAGAGAAGUGCAGAUAUGUCAUGUUGACGGGGAUCAGCUAGAUAAGAUUGAAGAAGCCACGGAAGGCGAGUCGAUUAGCGUAUGGUUUAGGGGGAUGAGAAGGGACGCCUGGAUGGCAGAGUCGCUAAAGCUAGUAUCACAGAACUUAGAUAUCGGAGAGAGUCUCUCGUCGCAACAGACUCUAAGUGCUGAGGAGGCCAACUUAGAGGAAACGCAAACUGCACACACGUCGCCAUGGUCAGCGGGAGCUUGGCAGGCCGCUCAUGAAGCCUACUCGUCUGGCACGGAUAAGCCUCCGCCACGAUUCCCAAUCAUCAUUAGUCAAGACAGCGUAAUCUCAUCCGCUGAGAAGCUCCAGCAGCUCGCUGACCUUCCAACGCUGCCGCAGAUUGAGACCACAAGGACAGCACCUAGGCGAUGGGAAGAUUUGGACGCCCCUCCUGCCGAUGAUAGAGAAGUAUAUAUAUGCGAUGUCGAUUUGGGCCAACAAAUCAAAAUUGAAGAUACCACAGAAAGCGUCUAGUUAUGGCCCCUUUAUUAUGCAAUCUACACAGUUUAUUUCAUUUACUCGAUACGCACCACUCAGGAGGGCUUCUCCGAUACUGCUUCAGUGUUGGCAUUAAUAUACCUGAAAUCAUCGCUGCGGAAUUCCGCGUCGAAAGCCUCCACAUCCGACGGCUCCCGGAAAUACAUGCCAGAGCCCAUAACGUGUUGGAAUUCAACAGC